GCGCCGCAGCGUACACAGCAUCGCACGCACGCUGCGCACCUGUUUCGCAGCCUCCGUAGCCCACCGCACCACACUGCAACAAGAUGUCCAGCUUCUCCACGGUCCUCACAAGGCUGGGCCUCGAUGAACACAGCCCAUUGCUCGCCUCAGGAAUAGCGCAGGACUUGGUUGAUGGGAAGCGCACCAUCGCUAUUCAUGACUACGCGCUGCCGGAUUGGUGUAAGGACGUCGAUAUCGCCGUCGUCGUGAAGAAUGACGACGACGCGGGUCUGAUCGUGGGCGUCGUGCGCUUCGGCGAGGACAUCGACUACGCCAGCGACGACGCUUCGUUCACGCGGGACGCGGCCUUGCACGGCACUACUGAAAAUCUAGGACGGGGCUGGGUCGUCCGUGCUGCGCGGCGGUGCGAGCACUGUAACACAAAACUCAAACCAAAAUACAGGGACUUUUUUGAGGCCGUCGCGGACACGGAGGGCCCUUCAUUCGUCAUUCUGCACCCGAUCUACGGGAAGAUCGCGUCCGUGGCCAUCGAUCACAUUAUCAAACGAUUGCCCUCAUUGCCAGUCCCGUCCGGCUCUAAGCAAGGUUACCUCGGCGCGUCGGUGCCCGCCGUGCUCGCGGCGUGCCCGCUGAACGUCGUCAAGGCGUCGGCAGUCUGCGCCGAGGGCGUUUUUAAAGCUGCGGACGGCGUCGCGACGGCGCCGAUAUCGCGGGCCGACCUGAUGAAAGGGUUCCUCGUGCACAGCGACGAGGACGGGAAGCCGAUCGCGAAGGGCGGGCCCCUGCGCUUAGCCUUCCCGGACGGCGUCGCGGUGCAGAGCGCGAUCUGCGGCACGGCGAAGCCGCCGGACCUAAAAGACUGCGUCAGCCUCGAGCUGCGCGACGAGGUCCAGAGCUAAUUGUUUGUUUUUUAU
Messenger RNA from Pelagomonas calceolata, 914 nucleotides. Lineage: Eukaryota; Pelagophyceae; Pelagomonadales; Pelagomonadaceae. The record is from the annotation of a GenBank genome assembly.